AUGACUACCCCAAACAAGACACCACCUGGUGCUGAUCCUAAGCAGCUGGAGAGGACUGGAACUGUUAGAGAAAUAGGCUCACAAGCAGUUUGGUCCCUUUCAUCCUGUAAGCCAGGGUUUGGAGUGGAUCAGUUACGAGAUGACAAUCUAGAAACUUACUGGCAGUCAGAUGGAUCACAGCCUCACUUGGUGAACAUCCAAUUUAGGCGAAAAACAACAGUGAAGACUUUGUGUAUUUAUGCAGACUACAAGUCUGAUGAGAGUUACACUCCGAGCAAGAUCUCCGUCCGAGUAGGAAACAAUUUCCAUAAUCUCCAAGAAAUCCGGCAACUGGAAUUAGUCGAACCAAGUGGAUGGAUCCAUGUUCCUCUAACAGAUACUCACAAAAAGCCUAUUCGCACGUUUAUGAUCCAGAUUGCUGUCCUGGCCAAUCACCAGAAUGGAAGGGACACUCACAUGAGGCAAAUCAAAGUGUACACCCCGGUGGAAGAGAGCUCAAUUGGUAAAUUCCCUAGAUGUACCACAAUUGAUUUCAUGAUGUAUCGCUCCAUAAGAUGA
Messenger RNA from Acanthisitta chloris (rifleman), 558 nucleotides. It is a transcript of the gene ANAPC10, whose product is annotated as anaphase promoting complex subunit 10. The transcript is spliced from 4 exons. The record is from RefSeq and is a predicted model, not a curated record. Bases 1 to 558 code for a protein of 185 amino acids. Gene Ontology annotation, biological process: protein K11-linked ubiquitination; anaphase-promoting complex-dependent catabolic process. Lineage: Eukaryota; Metazoa; Chordata; Aves; Passeriformes; Acanthisittidae. Gene Ontology annotation, cellular component: anaphase-promoting complex.